This is a messenger RNA of Amphimedon queenslandica, 1417 nucleotides long. RefSeq lists its product as uncharacterized. The record is from RefSeq and is a predicted model, not a curated record. Lineage: Eukaryota; Metazoa; Porifera; Demospongiae; Haplosclerida; Niphatidae. The transcript has 4 exons. Bases 64 to 1302 code for a protein of 412 amino acids.
UUAGCAAAAUAAAGGGUGUAGAGACUAAGCUACACUGCUCAGUGUAAAUUGUACUUCCUAGUAAUGUCAGAAACAACCACUCUGUCCGAAUAUGUAUCACUCAAAGUGGUUCCUCGAGGAGUACAAGCAACUGAGCCCUACAGAUAUCAUUGGGUUGUACUAACAGUACCCGUAGUGCCACAUCAUUCCACCAUUAGCUACUGGUCAUCAAAGGAGGCUUGGCUGAACCGCAGAUCUCCCCAGGAGCAAGGCAUACAGUCAAUAUCCCUGGAGUCAUUUAAGCUUCAGAGAUCUUCUGAAGUUGGGGACAUGGAGGUCAUUGAAGUCAUCCUAAACAAAGCUACGCUACUCAUGAUGUUUGAAAGUACCGAAAAGUGUCAUGAAUGGGACAAAGUUCUGCAGAAGAUAUCAAGUAGGGUAUACACAGAAAUUGUACGUUCGAAAAACCAUCCAAACAGAGAGAAGCAAUACAUCAUAGAGAUAUCUCCAAGUGUUGUCAUGUUCUAUGAGCCACAUAAAGCUAAUAGCAGCAGCAAGCCAGACUUUACCUGGAAGAUAGAGCAUAUAAAGAGAGCAAAGUAUGACAUUAACGUGGGCAAAACUGAAGUGGAGAUCAGCAAGUCUGGUCGCAGCGGCGACGGAGACAAAUACAUGUUGAUAGGACCGAAAAUGAAAGAAUUAUACUUUGAGCUGAAGGAGAGGUUCAAUAGAAUCUGUGGAGAUCCAACGGGACCUCACGAGGCCCUGCCCAUUAAGAAAUCCUCAAAUCCAACCAUUGGAUCGCCAAAAACCCAACAUAGAUCAGUACGAUCACUAAGCAUACCUUGCGUACCUGCAAGGCAGCCAAUUGAUAUGGAACCACCACCUUUACCUCCUCGCCCUAUCGUGUUGUCUCGUACUCCAGUUACACGAAGAAGCUCUCAGCCUGUAUCAUCACCAUCACCAUCAUCAUCACCGUUGCCAGAGAGAAAAGGACCACCAUUGCCUCCACGUUCCAGUGCCAAUCUUUCUUCUCCUCUUCCUUCGCUGGAUGAUGUGGACGAGAUAUACGACUUUGAAGCUAUUCCACAACUGAUGGUCAUCAGCUCUCAAGUUAGAGAAGAACAACCUCCUCCUCUUCCCCCACCAAGAUCACCAAACAUGGCUACAAAAGUAAGACCACAAAGCACUUCUCCUCGAUUGCUACCAAGACAUGAAGGACUUGUGUACGACGAAGCAAGAGAUAUCAUGCUUCCCAGGAGCAACAGCAACAGAGCACAAAAUCCAUUGGAUGAUGACGAAGAAGAUCAUUAUUACAUAUGACAAUCUUUUAGUUGGUACCAUUUUAGUUCAUAGCUGCAAUGACAUGCAAUGUACAAAGCUCAUAAGUUAUUGAAGUAUUAUAAUUUUAGCACUGUAGUCACCAGUACUGAUUCAA